Molecule: messenger RNA, 7393 nt
Organism: Microcebus murinus (gray mouse lemur)
Lineage: Eukaryota; Metazoa; Chordata; Mammalia; Primates; Cheirogaleidae
Source: RefSeq, a predicted model, not a curated record
CGGCUGCUAAGCAGGACAGGCAGCGGAGGCAAAAACACCCAGAGGGCCGGAUAAAUGUGCUAGGUGUCCCGCACGUGGCCCGCAGUCUGUAGUUUGAAGAUGCCUGUCCUAGGGGGUUAGGAUUUCCACGUGUGAAUUUAAGGGGGACACAAACAUUCAGUACAUAAUAUGAAUUCAUUUCUGGUAGAACUUAUUCCAAUCAGAAACCCUCCUAAAUAGACCUUCAUUCUGCUUGAAAUCUCUAGAACAUCAGUCUGUGUUUGAAGCAUUUCCAGAAUUUGAAGAGGCGCUAACCUCUGAUCAUUCACUGACUCCUCAGUGGUUGCCUGACCAUAAUUUAUUAACAUGAGUUGUGAAUGUGAAUCUAGAACACUUGGUCUGAAUAGCUCAGUCUUUCUAAUAAUUACAGUAAUAUCCAGCAUUUAUUUAGCACUUAAGAGUUUUGCCAAACACGGUUCUAAAUGCUUAUUGUACUAUCUCAUUUAAUUCUGACAACAACCUUAAAGCCAGGUAUUAUUAUUAUUCUCAUUUUCCUCAUAGAUGAGGAAACUGAGGCAUAGAAAAGUUAAAUUACUUGCCCAAAAUCACAUAGUGGCAGAGCCACUCUCUCUUCAACCAUUAUAAACAUGACUACUCCUUCCUAGCUAGGUCAUCUUCCCCCAAGCAAUUGAUUGCCAGGUCUCAGUUUCCUCCUCUGCCAUUUGACUGGAUAACACUGGUAUUAAUGAUUGUUCCACCUACUUCACAGACUUCUUAGAAAGAUCAAACAUGCUGGUAGGAGACCAUGGUUGGAGGUGUCUCCCUUCUUUGAGGCUAUGCUAAAAAUUAGAAUAUAUAAACGUGUGGCAAGAUCUUAGCUCUUUGGGUGGGAAUUGAGUGCUUUCUAGAGUCAAACCAAAACUCAAAACAGAGGAAGCUGAGAAUUCUCCAGCCUCUGCCCACCCCCUUUUCCAUCCAGUCAGGCUGGGAGCCGCCAUUGCCAUGGCCAUCCACGGCCCUUUCCUGGGUGGCCCCAUAUGGCCGCUCCCCUCUUCUCUAUGGUCCGCCUCGUUUGAAAAUGCAGAUCAUCCAGUGCACAAUCUGGAUUCUCAGUCGACCCUUUUUAUGAGUAAAGGAGCUAGUCUUCCUUCAAACACUUUUAAAGAAAACACAAAUACAGCAUAGCACAAGUAUUUGAACAAACCAGACAGCAUGUGUUUCCACCAUGGUAUUUCCUCUGCCUCCCUGUGUCUUCUCUCCAGAUCUGUUUCUCUUUCAUUCUGUCUGCCUGAUUGUUGGUGUGAGAGACCUUCUCCACCUGGUUGCCUUCUCAUUCUCUAUAACCCCCUCUCUCUGCCCCUCCAUCCUUUUUCAUGUUACUCUACGUGAUUACAAUAUUGAACCAAAACACUACCUAUUAUUUGCUCCAUCUCAGAUUAUGGUUUUCCUUAGUUAAAAGAUAGAAUAUUCUGAAUAUUUCUUUCCAAAAAGAACUCCAAAACACCCAAAGUUGUUACAGUUUAUUUGGCCCUUGAUCAUAAUUUAUUAGGCCCAUUCUUUGCAAUAUUUGGGGAAGAGUCAGGUCAGGAAAGUUACCCGUUAAAGAGGCAUCUUGGAAAGUAUCUCUCCCCACAUGAGGCCACCACAGACCUCUCCCUUUCAUAGCCAAGCAGCUGGGCCUGAGUUCUGCCAGACGAUAGGCAAGAAAUUGUUCUCCAUGAACCUCUUUGAUUCUGAACACAUUGAUAGAGCUUCCCUCAGGGGUGGGGAAUCAGGCUUAAAGGCUCAUAAUGUGUAUAACCUGUGAUUCCUUUAGGAUCUGAACAGAAGCUAAAGGGCCCAUAUGCAGUAACUUGAAGCUAGAUUGUGCAUAAGCAUCUGACAGCAGAAAUCAGCCCUGCAAUUGCAUGUGAAUUAAUGAAGGCAAAUUAGCCUGGGAUUUGUGUUUGUUGUGUGGGAAGGUGAUAGCAGAGUAAAUCUUCCAAAUUUAAGUAUAUUUUAUGUUAAUUGCAUAAAGUAGCAUAGAUUUGUUGCUUUAAAUCUCAUCCAUGGGGAGCUAGAGUUGGGCUUGUUGAUUUCUUUUAUUAUCCACUAAAAUGACUCCAGUCCUUGUUUGUAUUUGCUUGAGCAGCAUAGAUCUAUUUCUGAAUAGCUUUACAACUUUAAAUGUUUUAAGAAACUUCUUUUUAAUACCAUCUACUUAAUUGUACCAUAAUAGCUCCUAAGUGGAACAUUAUAUCUAUCAGUCUUAAGUGCUGCUGUGGAUAUAAUAGCUUCGGUCAUAUUAUGAUAAUCUUUUUUAUUUAGAGCACUUGGAAAGCUGAAAAUUAAAUAUGCCUCAAUCUUCUACCAUUGUAGCCAUUACUUACCUUAGCACUAAGUAAAUACUAAGGAAACUCUAUUAUCUCUGGUAAAAUUAUAUUCUGAAUUCUCUGGUGAUAGAAUAUAGAUUCAAUAUAUUAAUAGAUGAAUCUAUAUUCCUUGUUUUCCUUCUCUCUCCUUGGUUAAAAAUAUUUUCUCUAUAAUGGCAAAUUUCUGUGUGCACUGAUUUUUUAAAUAUCAGUUAGUGCAUUUAGUGGGGAGAGAUUCGGGAUGAAGGAGAAAAAGGAAAUGGUGGAAUGACAUCCAUGUGUGGGUAGAUAUUACUCAAUUCUAAGUCCUCUAUACACUCAACAUACCAAGCCUAGAAAUGGCCAGGUGUUGGGAGAAAAGUCUGGACUCGAUGCAAAGUCCAGUCCACCCCUUGCUACUCAAGAUGUGGUCUACCAACUAACAGCUAUUUGCACCACCUACAGGAUUUUUAGAAAUGCAAAAGCUGAGGCCCCACCCCAGGCUGCCCUAAUAAAAAUCUGCAUGUUAACAAAACCCUCAGAGGACUCCUGAGCACUUUCUAGUCUGAGAAGCCCUGUGGGUACCACUCUAUUAGCCUCCACUGGGAAGAUAGAAAAGUCCUCUCCUUUAACCUUGGGUGUUAACUAGGAACAUGCAUUUCUCCCAGCAGAGAAUGGUCCCAGAGUGAUAAGUGAAAGUGGAAGGCUCUACCUCUUUUAAGAUCUGGCCUCUGGGGAAAGAGAGAUAGGGAAGAAGGAAGUGUCCCACACUUAAUUCCAACCAACUAUUGAAAAGAAAAGCUCUUGCUGGAACUAUUUUACCUUCUUCCCUGUGUGAUGUUAUUGGAUUUGAUUUCCUUUCUUCUAGAGAAGGACACAUUGGUUUUAAAAAAAAAAAAAAAUGACCUAAAUUCAGUAUUCCAUCCAGAUGCUUUCAAUUUGGCAGGCGGGAAGCAAGUUUUGCAUAGAGACUGAGCUCACUGAAAGGGAUUAGAAUUUUGAGUUUGAAAUUCCAAAGGCAUUUUAAAGUCAAGAAACUGUUCAAGGAAAAAAAUAAAUACAAGUGACCUUGAUAUAAUUUUGCAAUGAUACCCACAUCAGAGCCAUCUUGGAAUGAACUCCUUUGGGUAUCUUUGUAACUAGUCUUCCUGGCACUGAAUUCAAAACAACAGACUUUAUGAUAAAUCUCACUUAGGCAAAUGGCAUAAAGUGGGACAUGGAGUAAGAUACAAAACACAUAACUGGAGGAGCAGAUCACAGAAACCUUAUGCAGUAUAGGGAGGGAAGAGCCUAAAUGGGCAACCACCACUACAAAGGCUAUGCUCACCCAGCUAAUUGUAUUCCAGAAUUGGCUGCCCUCUUUGCAAUUUAAAACAGUCCUGGACUUCAGAGGAAUGACAAACACCCAUGGGAGUGACUUGGGCAGCACCGCCAUCUUUCCCUGAAGGAAGUCAACUUCAAGCAGAUUGACUUGAACCAGGAUCUCAUUUGGGAAGCAUAAGUGUCCAACAAACUGUGUUUUUUAUUAUUAUUGUUAUUAUUAUUUGGAAAAUACUCAAGUUUCGGUAGCUUAUCAUCCUCGACUUUCUGAAACCCUGGCAAUCCCAUGUGGACUUCUGGUAGAAUGAGCAAUGCAAAGAGCUGGCUUGGACUUGGCAUGUCCUUGUACUUCUGGGGACUGAUGGACCUAACGACCUCCGUUCUCUCGAGCACCCCAACACCGCCAGGCGAAUUAGAAGCCCUCCUGUCACACAAGCCACAGUCACAUCAACGGACCAAGAGGAGCUGGGUGUGGAACCAGUUUUUCGUUCUGGAAGAGUACACUGGGACCGACCCUCUGUACGUCGGCAAGCUUCAUUCAGACAUGGACAGGGGAGAUGGAUCCAUCAAAUACAUCCUCUCGGGAGAAGGCGCAGGCAUCGUGUUUACCAUCGACGACACCACUGGAGACAUCCAUGCCAUUCAGAGGCUCGAUCGAGAGGAAAGAGCCCAGUACACUUUGAGGGCUCAAGCCCUAGAUAGGAGAACAGGCAGGCCAAUGGAGCCAGAGUCAGAAUUCAUCAUCAAAAUCCAAGACAUCAAUGACAAUGAGCCCAAGUUCCUGGAUGGACCUUAUGUUGCCACUGUGCCAGAAAUGUCACCAGUGGGUACCUCUGUUAUCCAGGUGACAGCCACAGAUGCUGAUGACCCAACCUACGGCAACAGUGCUCGGGUCGUGUACAGCAUUCUCCAGGGCCAGCCAUACUUCUCUGUGGACUCCAAAACAGGUGUAAUUAGGACGGCGCUCAUGAACAUGGACAGAGAAGCCAAAGAAUACUACGAAGUGAUUAUCCAAGCCAAGGACAUGGGAGGGCAGCUUGGAGGACUAGCCGGGACCACAACGGUCAACAUCACCCUCUCGGAUGUCAACGAUAACCCCCCGCGCUUUCCCCAGAAACAUUAUCAGAUGAGUGUGUUGGAAUCAGCUCCAAUCAGCUCCACUGUGGGGAGAGUGUUUGCCAAGGACUUGGAUGAAGGAAUCAAUGCGGAGAUGAAAUACACUAUUGUGGAUGGAGAUGGUGCAGACGCCUUUGACAUCAGCACAGAUCCCAAUUUCCAAGUCGGCAUCAUAACUGUAAAGAAGCCCCUGAGUUUUGAAAGCAAGAAAAGCUACACCUUAAGGGUGGAAGGAGCCAAUCCUCACCUAGAGAUGCGUUUUCUGAACCUGGGCCCAUUCCAGGACACGACGACAGUGCACAUCAGUGUGGAAGAUGUGGAUGAGCCCCCCGUGUUUGAACCUGGCUUUUACUUUGUGGAGGUGCCUGAGGAUGUGGCGAUUGGAACGACCAUACAGAUCCUUUCUGCCAAGGACCCGGAUGUGACCAACAACUCAAUCAGAUACUCCAUUGACAGAAACAGUGACCCUGGAAGAUUUUUCUAUGUUGAUAUUACAACAGGUGCCCUAAUGACUGCAAGACCCCUAGAUCGGGAAGAAUUUUCUUGGCAUAAUAUCACUGUCCUUGCUAUGGAAAUGAACAAUCCCUCCCAGGUUGGAAGUGUUUCUGUCACAAUCAAAGUCCUAGAUGUGAAUGACAAUGCCCCAGAGUUCCCCAGAUUCUAUGAAGCUUUCGUCUGCGAGAAUGCCAAAGUGGGACAGCUGAUCCAGACAGUGAGUGCAGUGGACCAAGACGACCCACGCAAUGGUCAGCAUUUCUACUACAGCUUGGCCCCCGAGGCUGCUAACAACCCCAACUUCACUGUAAGGGACAACCAAGAUAACACGGCCCGGAUUCUAACGAGGAGGUCUGGCUUCCGGCAGCAGGAGCAGAGUGUCUUUUACCUGCCCAUCCUGAUAGCAGACAGUGGGCAGCCAGUGCUGAGCAGCACAGGCACGCUGACCAUCCAGGUGUGUAGCUGUGACGACGAUGGCCGCGUCAUGUCCUGCAGCCCUGAGGCCUACAUGCUCCCAGUCAGUUUGAGCCGGGGUGCCCUCAUUGCCAUUCUGGCCUGCGUCUUUGUCCUCUUGGUGCUGGUGCUGCUCAUUUUGUCCAUGAGGCGGCACCGGAAACAACCUUACAUCAUCGAUGACGAGGAAAACAUCCACGAGAACAUCGUCCGCUACGACGACGAAGGCGGCGGCGAGGAGGACACCGAGGCCUUCGACAUCGCGGCCAUGUGGAACCCCAGGGAGGCGCAGGCAGGAGCCGCCCCCAAGACGCGGCAGGACAUGCUGCCGGAGAUUGAGAGCCUCUCCCGCUACGUGCCUCAGACGUGCGCCGUGAACAGCACCGUCCACAGCUACGUGCUGGCCAAGCUCUACGAGGCCGACAUGGACCUGUGGGCCCCGCCCUUCGACUCCCUCCAGACAUACAUGUUCGAGGGGGACGGCUCUGUAGCUGGGUCGCUGAGCUCCCUGCAGUCGGCCACAUCGGACUCGGAGCAGAGCUUCGACUUCCUCACGGACUGGGGGCCCCGCUUCCGGAAGUUGGCCGAGCUCUACGGGGCGUCGGAGGGGCCCGCGCCCCUGUGGUGACGGAAGCCGAGAGGCAGGCACACGUCCAAAUCCAGACGUUCUCCGCCCGCGGAUGCUUCGCGGACGAGGUGCGGACGACCACAAGAGCAAUACUGUGCUGGAGAGUGAGAAUGGGAGUGAGCGGGGCGGACGGAGCUCUCUCUGGAUCAGCUUUACUUGGUUAGAUUAAGUUAAAUAAUCAAAAGGAAACCCAGGAAGAGGAGGGCAGAAUCUCCAAUUAUCUUUCUUUUCUUUCCUUUUUAAUUUUCCUGAAUUAUAUUCAAAGGCUUGGAGGCAAGCUUGUCUUUUCUUUGUCAUUUGCCAGGGUCCGUGUCACCUUGCCACCACAAAAGGUUCUGGUCUGGAAUAUAGAGGUGGCAGCUGAAAGCAGAAAGUGCUCCUUUGGUAUCCAUUUUUUUCUUGUAUUUUAUUCUCCAUUUAAGAGUUUUGCUGGCUCGUCAAACCGCAAAAACCAACCCACACAAGAACACAGAAAAAUUGUUCUUCUCUGAAAUUAACCUUCCUGUCCUGGAAUGGAUAGAAGCUCUUUUAACCCUUUUGAGACAAGGUUAAGACUGAAUCAGCCUUGCAUGGGGGAUGGGUGGGAGGGUGGGAGAAGGAAGAGACAUUGACUUUGUGCUCAAGUUUAAUGGCUGAACCAAGAGUUGCUGGCAUCACAGCUAAUCCAGCACCACCAAGUUAGAGUGCUCGUGUUCUCCUCUCAGCUCUUUGACUGUGCCCCUACAAAAAUUGUUCAGAAUGAAAGCAGAAAAAUCUGCCUCUUUUGCACUGUAGAUGUCUCUUCCAUGUGCCAAAUGUGGAGAUUAGAUGCUACAAACGAAAGCCAAAUAAAAAGAAGUAUCUGAUAAAAGCAUGGGUUAGAGGGCUUUCCUAAUCUGUGUGAGGUCAAUCCAAGGGAUGUUUACAUACUGUAGAUAACCUACUUGAACAAAAAUCAGUAUUAUAGAGAACAAAUGGAUGUAAGAAAAUUACAUGUAUAAGUUUUGUAUAUUUGUUAAUAAUUUUGGUAAUAAAUAUGAUGUACUGCAUCUCAGUACCUUAGCACUUCUUUUAAUAAAAGUUAAAUAGAAGG